Messenger RNA from Ascochyta rabiei, 276 nucleotides. RefSeq lists its product as uncharacterized. Lineage: Eukaryota; Fungi; Ascomycota; Dothideomycetes; Pleosporales; Didymellaceae. The transcript has a single exon. The record is from RefSeq and is a predicted model, not a curated record. Bases 1 to 276 code for a protein of 91 amino acids.
AUGGGGCUAAGUGAGGCAUCAGAGAUGAGCGUAGACAUCUCCGUGCCGGGUGCUCUUCAGAUUUUAGCUGCCGAAUCAUUUUGGCAAGAGAUAUCGCAGAUGGCUGCUCUGCAUUCAAAGCUUUACAUACCGCAGGUAUGCACUGACUUGCUUUCUGAAGCGCUCAAGCUUUCGAGUUAUGGAAUGCUACCAUGUUGUAAGUACCAACCGUCUCUCCGCUCCCGCAUUAUGAUGAUCAACACUUCAAACGAUAACUUCCGAGUCAAACGACGAUGA